UCUCCGGCGUGGGCUCUUUGGACGGGAGGCAAAGUGGGCGAAAGUUUAUCUCACAGACCCGCUUGACGAGAUAAGAGCUCGCGAUUUUACUGGGCGUCACAAAAGGCGGGUUGGGUUUUGCCAAAAGACAAACCGCGAUAGCGUCACAGAGCACGACCAAAAAAACAAACAAAACCCAAAUCUCCGUUAUAUCUUCUGGCGUUAAAACGUCCGAUAACGGUUGCUUUGACGCUCUUUUUGUGCUUUUGGCAGGUAAAACAGCGAAGAGUCGAGAUGACAGCCGAGAAGCCGCACAGCCUUCUACGGGAGGCGUCUCAUCAGAUUGCUGCCGGCGGAUCCGCAGGUCUGGUGGAGAUUUGUCUAAUGCAUCCCCUGGAUGUUGUUAAGACAAGGUUUCAGAUCCAGAGGGGAUCCAGUGACCCAACCAGCUACAAGAGCCUGGGUGAUUGCUUCAGGACCAUCUUCCGGAACGAGGGCAUCUUUGGCUUCUACAAGGGAAUUUUCCCCCCGAUUCUGGCUGAGACUCCAAAGAGAGCAGUUAAGUUUUUCACCUUCGAACAGUACAAGAAGCUGCUGAAACUCACCCCUUUGUCCCCCGGUGUGGCACUGUCUGUGGCAGGGCUGGGAGCAGGUUUGACUGAGGCCAUAGUCGUCAACCCAUUCGAAGUGGUGAAAGUCAGUCUGCAGGCCAACAGAGAUUCUUUCAAAGAGCAACCCUCCACAUUUGCUCAAGCACGACGCAUCAUCAGUGCGGAUGGCUUUGGACUGAGAGGACUGAAUAAAGGGCUAACAUCUACGCUCGGACGCCACGGUGUUUUCAACAUGAUCUACUUUGGCUUCUACUUCAACGUCAAGGAUCUCAUGCCUGCCAGCCCGGAUCCUGGCUUAGAAUUCCUGAGGAAGUUUGCCAUUGGCCUGACGUCCGGCACUAUCUCCUCCAUUGUGAACAUUCCCUUUGACGUGGCCAAGAGCCGCAUCCAAGGCCCUCAGCCAGUGCCGGGAGAGAUCAAAUACCGCACCUGCUUCCAGACCAUGGGCUUGGUGUACCGCGAGGAGGGGUACCUGGCCCUCUACAAGGGUUUGAUUCCCAAGAUAAUGAGGCUUGGACCAGGAGGGGCGGUGAUGCUGCUGGUCUAUGAAUACGUGUUCGGAUGGCUGCAGAGCAACUGGUAGAAGGUUUAAAAGGAGAACCCACCAGAGUGCCUUCUGAAUAUUUGUCUCAAAUCCAAGACAUGUGACUUAAGCCGGUGCCAGACCAAAGUUUUUUGUUUACUUAGUAUUUACGAUACUAUUGUGCAUGUUACACAAGUCCACUAAAACUGACAAUCACACCAACAAGGAAUUAAACAUGAAGAAAUAUCCGUCGUAAGCCUUUUUUGGGGAUUUUUAAGCCAAAAACUUCUUUCUUCUGAAACGAGGGAAAAUCUGCUAAUGGGGAGAAGACUAGUUUUUAAAGCAAGUUUGACUUAUUUUCUGACAUUUUUCUAAAAAUUAGAAUUAUUUUACCGCCUUGGCUAGUUAAUUCUGCUACUGGUUCAAGAUGUGACCACAAACCUAAUUAAGGUGGAUAUUUUUUUGCAUACAUGAAUAAAAACCUUGCGUCUCCGUGGUCAGUUUCUCAGGAAUAAAAAAAUAACGGUGCUUAUGGAACAACAACUGCAUGUUUUCAAGUAUUCAUUAGCUUUUCAGCUGUUUUUUUCAUACUAAAAUCGUGAUUAUUAUGGACUAUGAAAAAUUCCGAUAGUGUAGUUUAGCCCCUUUUUUUUACAUCACGAUCAUAAAAGGUUAGCUGAGAGUAAAUAAAUAUGGUACCACUGGCACGCACACUACAUAUUUGAUGCCAGAGACUGCAUGCAUAUUAAGUUUGAGCAACACUCACUACAUAGGCCUUCCCGGUCAUUACACCACAUGCACCUCGCUCCUCUGAACUCAGUGGAACAUCCUUGGCUAUCAAACAUUACUUCUAUCUCAGUGUAAACCCUCUCUUAAAGAGCGGGUUUAAGUCUGGGACAAACAGCAAGAGGCAUGCAGACGGCACGCUAUCAACACACCACAGCAAUGAUCCCAUGCCUUAAAACUCCCAGAUUAAACAUGCACACAUGUCUGCACACAUGCACGCACACACACACACACACCGACCAACACCAAAACGAUAGAAGAGGAGCCUGCAUAUGUUGCAUGUACGGUUUUACAAAUACGCGUGGACAUGUACAGUAUUUACUCGUAAAAUCUUUACAAUACAGCGCCGUAGAGCACACGGGAACCUUGUAAAGGCCUCUUGAUUUGCAAACAGUGUUAUUGUGGGGCUCUUGUAAUGAAUAUUUUCAUGCAUGACUGGUAUUGUAGCACUGUCCUUCAAAUUCAAAGUCACAAUUUGUAAACGGAGAACUGCUGUGACAUGGCAUGGCUCCAUCUACGAGGUCGUGUUGCUUUAUUAUGUUGAAAAAUUGUGCAGACGGAAAUUUUGAUGUAAACCUUUUUUUUUUUAAAACUGAAAACAUUUGACCACUGAUGGGAAGUUACUUGUGUGCACUGGUAAAGAAUUAAAAGGACAUUUUACCCCGG
Messenger RNA from Lampris incognitus (smalleye Pacific opah), 2565 nucleotides. It is a transcript of the gene slc25a21, whose product is annotated as solute carrier family 25 member 21. The transcript has 10 exons. Lineage: Eukaryota; Metazoa; Chordata; Actinopteri; Lampriformes; Lampridae. Bases 274 to 1173 code for a protein of 299 amino acids. The record is from RefSeq and is a predicted model, not a curated record.